Messenger RNA from Drepanopeziza brunnea f. sp. 'multigermtubi' MB_m1, 1266 nucleotides. RefSeq lists its product as uncharacterized. Gene Ontology annotation, molecular function: protein binding; protein-lysine N-methyltransferase activity. Lineage: Eukaryota; Fungi; Ascomycota; Leotiomycetes; Helotiales; Drepanopezizaceae. The record is from RefSeq and is a predicted model, not a curated record. Gene Ontology annotation, biological process: peptidyl-lysine monomethylation.
AUGGAGAUCCACGAAGAAUUUACGGAAUGGGCUGUUGCGCAAGGUAUCAAGAUCAACGGGAUCGCGGCGCACAAGUUCGAGGGACGAGGGCUUGGCAUCAUUGCUACCCAGAAGCAUGAAGCAAACACGACCCUCCUCACUGUCCCCCACUCCGCCCUGAUAGACAUAUCUAGCGUUCCAAAAGCCAUAACUGACGCCCUUCCUCCGACCAAAAAUACAGUCCACAACAUCCUCGCUGCAUUCCUCGCCCUCGAUACCUCCCCAUCACGAGCACCAUGGCGCGCUGUCCUCCCAGAUUACGCCUCCUUCAAAUCCAGCAUGCCCCUCUGCUGGCCCUCCACCCUCCAAGCCCUCCUCCCACCACAAGCGGCCUCCCUCCUCGCCCAGCAGAAGAAGAAGCUCGCGAGGGACUGGGCCGCCGCCACCGCCGCAUUCCCGGACCUUAGCUACGACCGCUACCUCCACGCCUGGCUGCUGGUCAACACGCGAACCUUCUACUACGUGUCGCCCACCGCCAGCGCGAGAGCGGCGCCGAAGAACAGGGACGACUGCAUGGCACUCAACCCUUUCGCGGACUACUUCAACCACACGUCUUCGAGGAACGCUUGCGACGUCUCCUUCUCCCCAACCGGCUACACAGUAACCACCUCCACCUCCACCCCUCCCCUCACUCGCGGCGCCGAGAUCUACAUCUCCUACGGAACCCACAGCAACGACUUCCUCCUCGCCGAGUACGGCUUCAUCAUCCCCUCCUCCUCCUCCUCCUCCUCCUCCUCCUCCUCUUCCUCCCCCACCAUCGCCACCACCAUUGUCCCCUCCUCCGACACAAACACAGACCGACAACACCAACACCAACACCAACACCACCACGACGAGGACGACUAUACCCUCCUCGACCCCGCCCUCCUCCCACGCCUGACCCCGUCCCAGCGCCGCGACCUGCAGGAGGAGGGCUUCCUCGGAAACUACACCCUCGAUCGGGCGCAGGGCGUCUGCCACCGCACCCAGGUCGCGCUCCGCAUCCGCUGCCUGCCACUCGGCCGGUGGCGCCGCUUCGUGAGCGGCGUGGACGACGGCGAGCUCGACCAGCCCGAGGUCGACGCGCUCUUGCGCAAGGUCCUGGAGGCGUAUCGGAGAGACGUAGCGGACAAGAUUAGGCAGGUUGAAGGGUUGGAGGAGGGGACGGCCGGGAUGAGGGACGUGUUGGCCAGACGGUGGAGGCAGAUUGAUGGCUUACUGCAAAGUGCGAUCGAGAGGAUAGAGUAG